Molecule: messenger RNA, 11036 nt
Organism: Klebsormidium nitens
Lineage: Eukaryota; Viridiplantae; Streptophyta; Klebsormidiophyceae; Klebsormidiales; Klebsormidiaceae
Source: the annotation of a GenBank genome assembly
AUGGAGGGCGACAUGGAGGGGGUGCCGGAGCUGCGGGCCGACAUGAGGACCUGGAUGAGCCUCUGGCGGGGUUCCAUUGGUUUCAACCUGGUGGACAGGUUGUACGAUGUGCUGGCAGGGGGGCGGCGCGCAGCGCUUGCGCUCCUGCAGGACCCCCUGUUUGGGUGGCAGAUCAAGCUGGCUUACCCUCACCUGGACGACACGUGCCGCGGCUUCUUCGAGGACGCGCUCUUCCGCAGCGCGCAGGCGGGCGCGUGCGAGGACCUCCUCCUCUGCAGCCCCGCCGCCAAGGAGUUCGUGCCCGUCGUCCUCCAGGAGCACGACGAGGCGUUCUGCGCGAACCUGUGGUCGCUCGCGGGCGGGUUGCUCAACAAGACGUACGAAGAGUUGGACAAGCUGGUGGCAAAGGAGUCGUCCGAACGAGCGAAGGGGGGGGCGGGGAGGAAAGCCCCGAGCGCGGUGUGCAGCAAGACGGGGACGCUGCUCCCGCAGCGGCCGGGGAAGCUGCCGUGCUUUGUGUACCAGGACCAGGGGUACUGCCUCAAGGGGAAGGCGUGCCUGUUCAAUCAUCCCCCCCAUGUCGUGUACACAGAGGAAGUGAGCGACGAUGACGACGUGCCCCGUCGAUCCCAGUACACGCCACCCCCAGAAGACCUCGAGAAAUUGAAGGAGAUCUUCAACUCGUGGAAGGCGAACGACGACGCGGAGCAGUCCCUGAAGAAGAAGGCUCUCCGCGCCGGCCAGACGGACGCAGACAUCGAGGCUGCGCUCUUGCAUCCGGACAAUGCUCAGAUCCGCCUUCUCCUGGAGUCGCUGGAGCAUCUCAAGAAGGACACCUGCAAAGAUUUGUUAGAAGUUCUCCAGCACGCCUGGGUGGUUGCCACGUGGAAAGCGGCCCGCCCGGCCAAAGACGCACUGGCGCGCAGCAUGGCACAUGCACGCCAAGCUGCGGCGGCCGCACGAGGACAGCGCGAGGAGGAGGAGAGGAGGCGGGCCGCUGCGGCGGCAGAGGCGCAGCGAAAGAAAGAAGAUGCGGAGCGGGUCGAUGCCCACCUGGCGGAGGCCGCGCGCAAACGGCGGGAAGAGGAGGCGCGCCUCCGUUUCCAGCGCCAGAUGAGCGUGCUGCUCCCGGGGACCAAGGCCCCCCCGCCGCUUCGGCCGCCCGUGUCGUUCGACGGGAAAGACGUCAGGGUACAAGUCAAGAAAUUGGACGGGCGCUGGGCUGUGUUCGUCUGGCUGACGUGCCCCAGCGCCAGCGAGGACAUCUUCGCUCUGGCGGUGUCCGUCGCUAAACGAGACGCGGGGCGGAAAGCCUACGCGCGCACUUUUGCAAUAUUCAACCACCUGCGCGCGUGCGACCCGUUCCUCCUGUCGACACCCUGCGAGGCGGAGAACAAAGUGCGCAAAAUGGCGGGAGAGGCGCUCUGCUUCGCUUGGAAGGAGUGCCUGUCGAAACGAAACGGGGGGGCGCCAUCCCAGCGGGGCGCGCCCCCCCUCGCGAGGGGACACUCUGCACCCGGCAGGCAGCAAACUAGAACGGGGGAAAAGGCGGGGGGUUUGGCAAACGGGGGGGAGGACGGGGUGUCGCGAAAGAGGAAGGGACGGGCCGACGAGGAGGGGGGUAGUAAAGCAUCCCGGCCAACUUCUGCAGGGAGGGGUAAAAACGGCGAGUCGGCAUGCGGGGGCGGGACGGAUGACGACAGCAGGCCCUGGCAGGUAGUGCUCGCGCAGAACAUCUUGCGCACGCUGCAGAAGCAGGCGGGCGUGCUGGAGUACAGCUUGAAGAAGCUGGAGGUGCUGCAGUCGGGCUACUGGAGCCAGAGCACCGCCAAGGAGCUCGUCUUCAAGGCCGGCAAGCGCGCCUUCGAGGUGCCCGUCUACGAGUCCAAAGUCCUGACCACGUGCCUGGCAGCCCGGCUGGCGCUUACGCCCCGUGAUGCGCCGUUGCAGAAUAAUUUGCGCAUCAUCUGGCAAGUCGACGUGGCGUACCUGCACGAGCUGCUCGCAGACUCCCAGAUCAUCAAGGUGUGGGCGGUGGUAGACCACGACGGCAUCGACCCUGAGCUGCAGAAGAUCCACGUGUACCACAAGCAGUACAGCGAGGAGCGCGUGCGCCGCUGCCGGCAGCGCCAGACGGACGGCGACCUCGUGCUGCCCGUCGUGUUCGCGGCCGCGGAGGAGGAGGCGGCGCCCGGGAAGGCCGCGCGCCGCCUGCCGCUCGACGACGCGGCCGCGACCGCGGAGGACCUGCUGGUGGCCAUGAAGUUCCUGCCGCUCUCGCGGGAGCUGGUGGCGUCCCUGCGCGAGCACUGGCCCGACACGGAGUUCCCGUUCCAGCUGUCGCGCGAGGAGCACGCGAUCAUCGACUACAGCCGUUCCGGCGUUCUGCUCCUCGGCCGCUCCGGCACCGGCAAGACCACGUGCAUCGUGUUCCGCCUCUACUCGCUCUUUCGCCAAUACCACGCGGCCGCGGCCGCCGCGCCGCUCUACGCGGGGCCCCGUCCCGAGCUGCCUACCGCGCUCCCGGCAGGGGAAAUCGUCGACGGGGAGGAAUACGGGGCCCGGGUCAAGCGAGCGCGGAGUGCGCUGCACCAGGUGUUCGUGACCGCCAGCCCCGCGCUGUGUGACAAGGUGCGCAAGUACUUUUUGCGGCUCAAGGCGACGGCCGAGAAGAGCGGGGGCGCUGACGUCAGCAAGGAGCGGCGCGACGUCAGCGAGGAGGCGGGGGAGGACGGUGACGUCGGGGGUGACGUGGCGGCGCACGACGAAGACGAUAAUGAUGACGACGGGAUGUUCCGGGGGGUGCCGAACGAUUUUCACAGCUUGAAGGAGGAGCACUUCCCGCUUUUCCUGACGUACACGAAGUUACUGCACACGCUCGAGGCGACGGUUGCGGAGCCGGCGGCGGGGGGGGGGGAUGACCCGGGGGUCGAGGGGGGAGGCGACGACGACGACUGGCAGAGCAGCUGGCACGCGGAGGGGACACGUGGCGCGCUGUCGUUGGGCGACGAGAGCGGCGAGAUCGUGGAGAAGGAGGGCCGGCGGUGGACCGGGAAAGAGGAGGACCUGCAAGAGGGGGACAGCGACUCCGAGAUUGACUCGGACGGCGGGGACUCGCCGCGAGGGGACCGCGGCGGGCUGCUUUCGCCGGGGGGCUUCGGCGGCAAAGAAGUGACGUACGAAGUGUUCGAGCUGGCGUACUGGCCGCACUUGGACGAGAAAAAGACGAAGCGCCAGGACGCGUCUUUAGUGUGGGCGGAAAUCAUGGCCGUCAUUAAGGGGAGCGAGAUUGCGGUCCAGUCGGAGGCGGGGCGGCUCUCCGCGGCGGAGUACCAGGCGCUGAGCGAGCGCAGCUUCACCACGUUCCGGCACGACCGGCCGCUGCUCUACUCGCUGUACGAGCAGUACGAGGAGAUGAAGAAGCGGCGGCGCGAGCACGACAUGAUGGACCGCGUGCACCGGGUGUACGCCUGCUUGCAGGAGAAGGGCUACACGGGCCAGCCGAUCCACGAGGUGUACUCGGAUGAGGUGCAGGACCUGACGGUGGCGCAGGUCAAGCUGCUGCUCAGCGUGUGCCACGUGCCCAAGGGCUUCUUCUUGGCGGGCGACACCGCCCAGACGAUCGCGCGCGGCAGCGCGUUCAAGUUCGAGGAGGUCAGCGCCAUGUUCUACCGCCACCAGCAGGAGGCCCACCUGCGCCAGCUGGGCGCAUUCUUACCGGCGGGCGCGGGCCCGUCGCGCCUGCCGGACCUGCCCGAUGAGAAUAAGCCCUGCCUCAAGCAAGCACCUGACCGAGAACUACCGGUCGCACGGGGGGAUCCUCCGGCUGGCCGACAUCAGCACGGGUUUAGCGUGUCGUUGUUCAGUCAAGGGAGUAAGGAUGAGAGCAUCGAGUUUGGGGCGAACCAGGCGAUUCUGGUGCGCGAUCAAGCGGCGAAGGAGCGGCUGAAAGCGCGGCUGAAGAUGGGCGUCGUGCUGACGAUCUACGAGGCGAAGGGGAUGGAGUUCAACGCGGUGCUGCUGUACAACUUCUUCCACGACUCGCCCGCGGAGCUCAAGUGGCGGGUCUUGCUGGAAAUGCUCGGGGAGAAGUGCGAAGAGGCUCCCCCCAAGUUCGACCCGGUGAAGCACAACAUUUUGAGCAGCGAGCUGAAGCACCUGUACACGGCGGUCACGCGCGCGCGCAAGACGCUCGUCAUCUUCGACGCCAGCGAGAAGAACCGCUACGGCGUGCAAAAGUACUGGGAGGCCAAGCAGCUCGUGCGGCUGAUGAGCGCGGAGGUGUUCCAGGCGAGCGGGCACCUGCAGUCGCAGCUGGGCGGCGGCAGCUCGUCCGAGGAGUGGAACGAGUACGGGCGCGAGUUCUACGAGGCCAAGAAGUGGGAGCCCGCCAUGGAGUGCUUCAAGAACGCGGGCAACGGCGAGAUGGUGCGCAAGGCGGACGCCUUCCUGGCGGAGGAGCACGCGUGGCGGCUGGAGGUCAAGGACAAGAAGCGCGAGGCGCGGGACGCGUACAGGGCCGCCGCAGAGAAGUUCGAGGCGCUGUCCGGCUUCCCCAAGAAGGCGGCUGGGUGUUACCAGAAGGCGGGCGACCUCGUCAAGGCGGCCAAGGUGCUGGAGGCCGCCAGAAUCUACGGGGACGCCGCAGCGCUCUGGCUCAAGGCGGACGUCUGGGCGGCCGCGGUGCGGUGCUACGAGGCGCUGGGGCGGUUCGACGACGCGGUGAAGACGACGUACAAGCACGGCAAGGAGCUCAUGACGGCGCUGCGCAUGCUGCUGGACCCGGGGUACCGCGAAAAGGUGGACCGCCGCCUGGUGCAGAAAGUGGCGGAAAUGGCUGCGUACGCGCUGAUCAAGGAGACCAAGGGGGGGGGCGGCAAGCUGCGGAAGGACCAGAUGGACCUGGUCGACCGCGCGCUCGCGCUGUUUGCGGAUCAGGAGGCGCGCAUCCACUUUCUAUCGGAGCACCGGUGCAUCGAGCAGCUGCUGGCGCUAUACCGCGCCGAGGGCCAACUAGAGGCGGCCUCCGAGCUGCUGCGCUCCGAGGGGCGCUACGCCGAGGCGAGCCGCGUCUACCUGGAACUCGCCGAGAAAGACGGCGCGCCCCGGGGGACCGCGAUCCUGGAUGCGCCGCUCAAAGUGCCGGAAAACUGGCCGGAAGAGCGGACGGCGGCCGGGAAGGGGGAGGGGAAAGCCGCUGGGGGUCUGCGGCGAGGCUUUUUGGACAGUAAGAAGGCCCCCCCGAAAGAGGGGAGCCAGACAACGGUGAAAGAAGCUCCGGCGCCCUCUGGCGGAAUGAUUCCACAGAGGCAAGGGAAGGCUCCUAUUCCGGACUCCUGGGAGGAUACGGCGGAAAGUAUACCGAUGUCGCAGAACGGUCCGCAAGCGGGGGGGCCAAAGAGAAAGGCGGGGGGGAAGCGGGAUUCGCAGCCAGCCAAGAAGAGGCAGUUGAAGUCCCUCGCGGAUGGGCUGAACGACCGGAAGUGGGGGUCCGUAUCGGCCGAAGAGGAUGUGGGCAUGAAGGGGGGGCACAGGCCCCGCGCCGUGCACCCCCGGGAGAUAGAAAUGGGGGAGGGGAGCGCUAGGCUUCAGGGGGGCACUUUGGAAGACGAAGCAGGGGCGUAUGAGGGAGGUGGAAACGACGGAGAAGUGGAGGGGGAUCGUCCGAAAGAGACGCCGGCCGCACGGGCGAGGCGGGAACGGGCAGAAAGGCGACGGCGGCAGAAAGAGGAGGCGGAAAGCAUAAAGUUGGGCUCCCAGGAGGAAAGCGGAAUCGCGCCAGAUGCGACAAAAGCAGCCCAAAAUGCAACGACAGCGGCCAAGCCGCAACCCAACAGAGAGGAGCUUGAGAACGUCCGGGCACUGUGCGAAAGGGCAGUGCGGUCCGUGACGAGCAACCCCCAGAAAGCGUUCCGCGAGAUGCGGGAGGCGUGCCGCAAGCACGCUGACGUGGCGCUGACGUGGCGGUACCAGGGGUACGUGGAGAAGGUGCUGGCGAACACGUUUCCCAAGGGGAGCAGGCUGUGGGUGCAGCAUAGAGAUGCGGCAGUCGAAGCGGCGAAGCGGGCGGCGGAGCUGGCGCCGGACUCGAUUGACAACGCGCUCUUCUAUGCAUCCACGCUCGAACAAAAUGCGUCGUUCGGAACAGAAGAGAAGAAUGCGAGAAUCGUUGCGGAGUGCGAGCGCGCCCUGGCACUUGCGGCGCCGAGGGAUCCCUCUCUGGACCGGCCCGGGGAGUUCCCAAUAGAGUUUGCUUCACCGGAGGAAAGAGUGGGCGAAUGCCAGCGAAACCUGAGGGAGCUGUUGCAUCGGAUGUGGGAGGCCUUGCCGCCAGCGGCUGCUUUUGUGGGUCUCGGAUCGUCCCCCCAACUCCCUGUGAAUAACGGCGCGGCCAGCGGGAUUAUGCACCGGGAGCUCCUGGAGGGGAGCGCAGAGGAGGACCGGGCGCUCUGGGAAGAGAUCACGCGGGGAGUCGAGGCGGCGGUGCAGGGUACCGAGCCGGAUUGGGAAGGCGACUGUGGUUCGGAUGACGACGGCAUGCCGCCGUUGCUGCCGGGUCACGGGAGCUCGGAUGAGGAGGGUGAAGGAACUCGGCAGGUUGGGCGUUCCAAAAAGGGGGAGAAGAAAAAGGUGGAAGAAGCAUCCCCUGUCCCAAACGGAUCAGAAUCUGCGGCAAGAGAGGCGGGAGCCGCGGAAAGUGAGUCGGACGAUGAGGGCAUGCCGGUGCUGCUGCCGGGUCACGGAAGCUCUGGUGAGGACGAAGAGAUUUCCCCCCGGGGGGGUGGCACGGCCGGAGGAGCUAAGCAGAAGGGGAAGACGACGGACCCCCUAGCAAAUGGCCGAACGAUCCUGAAAGAGAUCCUGCAUCCGGUCGGGGAAAGCGAAGACGGAGAGGAUGAGGAGCUGCCGGCGCUCGUUGACGACGAUAGCGAGUCUGAGGACGAGGGGAGGUAUGCCCAGAUUGACAAAACGUCGGAACGACACAGUGUAAAGCAAGACGAAAUGCCCCCUCUAGUUCCUGCCGAUUCUGAGGACAGCAGCGACGACGCCGAACCUGGGGGUACUGUCCACGCAGCAGGGGGAGGGGCGGGCAACCGGAAAGAAGGGGACGAAGCUGCACUUCAGAAGAAGAAGUUGGCAGGAUUUGCAGCAGAUGACGUCAGCAAGAUGGCGCCCAAUCCGGGGGCAAAGGUUGCCCCACUUGGGUCAAAUUCAGCGGACGAAGCGGAACAGAACCCCGGCCGGCCAGAGAAGAAGGCAGAAAGCAGCUUGGGGGUAGAGGCCGAGAGUGUGACGACAUCGGGGGAGGAAGGGUUUGUUAAGUGGCCGGCUCUGAGGGCGGUCCCCGGAAAGGAGUGGGUAUCCUGGCCCGCGAAACGCAGGUUGGCAAACAAGGGCGGGGAGACUUUAGGCGGGUGGUGGGAGGAAGGGGAAGCGCCCCCGAAAGUGACUUCCGUGGAAGCCCCCUUGCCUGCAUCUUCAGUGGAAACCCCCACGGCUUCGAAGCUCCCAACCCCAGUGCCCCCAACCGAAGGAAGCGCCCCGAAACCAGGGGACAAGGUCCCUGCUCCAGAGCCUGCAAAGCCACCCCCCCCGAAGAAAGCACGCAAACCGACGGCGGCGGAAGCGAGGGCGUCGCGCGCGGUGCUGGCCGGCGUCCGCUGUUUGGAGCUGGAAGCGCGCCUGGCCCUGUGUUUGCCGGAGGAGCCGCUGGCGCUCGAAACGCAGUCUAAGCCGGAACUGCAAACGUACGCGACCGCGGCCGCCCAGAAGCGCAGCAGGGCCUUUCUGGAGGACGCCGCCGCGCUGGCCCCCCCAUGGAACGGCGCGGUUUUACCCCCCCACAAGAGAAAGGUGCUGGAGCAGAAAGCAGCGUCUGCGGCGGACCUGUUUUACAAGAUCGCGCUCCUCUUCGGGUGCGUGUUUGAGCAAGACGGCGCGCUGGCUGGCGCGGGGCUGUUGAAAUCGCUCCCGUCACCUAGCGGGGGGCAGCAGCAGCAGGCGAAACUGCCCCCUUGGCCCGAGGCGCUUGAGACGCAGCUCUCGGCCGUGCUGUGGCUGCACCUGGCGCAGUGGUGUCGGGGCCGGCGGCGGGCGGCCGAUGUGAAUGCGCUCCAGGCAAUCGGGGGCCUGUUUGCGUCAUGGGGCAAGAGUCGCGGCCCCGGGUACGGACUGGCGGGGGAGCUGCGCGCGCUGCUCGCGGCGGUGUCCGUGUUCGCGGCCGGGGGGGAGGAGGCGAAGAAUGCGGGCCUGGCGUGGGAGAAGCGGCUGGACCUGCUGGACCGGGUCUUGCAGCUGCAGCGGCAGCUCAUCGGGGGGUUGCGGGGCGGGCGGCCCGGGGCCGCGGUGACGGCACUGCAGGCCCGCCUGCGCGCCGAGUGCGAGUCCUUCUUCGGCGUGGCCCCCCACGAGGACCCCGCGCACCGCCUGCUCCGCCUGGACCCCUGCAACGCCGCCGUCCUCCGCUUCUUACGUCAGCAGCAGGCGCACACGUUCGGCACCAAGGUCGAGUCCUCCUCGCUCGCGCUACCGGACGAGGCCCCCCCUGGCGCGACCGUUCCGUGGUUCCGGGUGGAAAACGCGUGGAUUCUACGCGCCAUGGAGGCUGCUUUGGUGGGGUCCGUGAUCCCCCCGCUGCGGCAAGUUGUGGAGGGGGGGAAGGGGGAGGAGGCGCUCCAGGAGCCGUGCAACAGCUUUGCGUUGUACGGGUUUUGCCAGCGGGACCGCUGCCCGUUCCGGCACGUCGGGCGGAUCACCAAGGCCGGCCAGCUCAACUACUUGCGGCUGCUCGCCCGGCAGUGCCACCUGUCCGUCCAGCUCCACUCGCUCGCGCACCGCGCCCAGCACCUCCUCUCCGCCGACUCCCUGGCCCGCAUCCGUGCCGCGCGCCGCCACUGGUUCGAGCGCCUCGCGGAGCAGCUCACGCACUCCUCGCCGCUCCUCUCGAGCCCCGCGGCCGCGACCGAGUUCGUCGAGGGAUCCCCCGCGGACGUCCUCGGCGCGAUCCGCGAGAGCUUCAAGGACCUGGCGGGGUCCGUGUGGUUGGGCCACGAGUACGACCGCGCGCCGCACAACGCGGGGCUGGUGCUGAAGGCGGUCGGCGCGCUGCACGCCGCGCGCGUCGACGCGCUUCCCCUGCUCGCGCGCCGGUUCAGCGACUACGGGCGCGGUUUCCAAGGCCCGGAGCUGCCGCCAUUCCUGGACAUCGACCCCGCGACGGGCGGGCCGAUCGCGGUGCACCUGAUCCUGUACAUGGCGCUCGCGAGCGCGCACGCGGGGCACUUCGACGGGUUCGCGCACAACAUGAUGCUGUACCUCGAUCUAGUUAUCAUCCGCAAAGGCACCAAGUCGGCGUUCGAGACCCCGCACGAGCUGACGUGGCUGCUGGAGGGCCUGGCGGGUGUCGUGGUCGGGCGGCUGCGCAACUUCCACAACACCGUGGUACCCACCAGCGUAGUCCACGGUUUCCUCAACCGGUUCCCCGCGCUGAGUCGCGCCGCAAUGCGCCGCACCGCGGGGCGCGGCGCGCUCGGGAAGGCGGAGAAGAUCUUGCGCGGCGUGGCCGAGUGCGCGCACGGGCUGGUGAAGCUGAUCAGGAUGGAGCGGUUCACGAAGCUCAAGGGGGAUCCCUCCGCGCUGGCGCUCCUCCGGCUGCGCGAGCUGAUGGUGUGGGUCGCGGUGCAGAUCGGGAUCGGGAAGGGGCAGACGUCCGACAUCCUGACCAUGGUGGAACGCCUAGACGUUCCGGGGCUCAAGCUUCCCGAGCCCGCGCUGCGCGAGUUUCUAGAGGCCCGGCAGUGGAAGGCCCUGUUUUCGAGCAUGUGCGACCUGCGCGCCCGCAGCCUGUACCCGCUGGUGCUCGUGACGAGGCCUGACGUGCUGGGCGACUCGCCGUGGUACGCGGGCCACGUGAAGCGCGAGGUGGCAUUCCAGAACGACGGCACGAUCGAGAUGCGCGAGCGGACGCUGAAUCCGCUCGCGCCCGCGUUCGUGCCGACGUCGGUGCUGCUGGCGCGGGAGAAGGCGGCCAAGCCGGAGGAGGACGCGGCUCCUGCCGACGACGGCGCGGACGAAGCGGAGGCGAUGCAGGCCGCGCGCGAGGAGGCGGAGGCGGCGCUGGCGCGCGAGGCGGCCGCGGCCGUGCAGAUCCAGGCCUGGUGGAAGACGCGCGCGCGGAAGCGCGCGGCCGAGGAGGCGGAGGGCGCGUCCCACGCGCGCGAUCCCAUGUUCGAUGCGACUUUUGAGGAGGCAAAAGAAUUCGUGGCGAAGUGGAAGGAGGGAAGAGAGGGGGAGAAGGCGCGGCAGGCGAAGAAGUACGGCAUGCUGUACCUGGGCUGCGUGGCGGAGAGCGUGUGCAAGCUGAAGCGCGCGCUGGAGAAGCUGCGCGAGCGGAAGCGCGCGGUGAAGGCGACGGAGGUAGACGUGGAGGACGUCGAGGAGUACUUCGACCGCCUGCAAGUCCUCGACGACACGGAGGACGCUGUGAAGGCCGUGCUCCGGUCGCUGUGCCCCUCCGUGGAGCACCACAACCAGCUGGACGCCACGUGGCUGCAAACCCGCAACAAAAGCGCGCUCGAGGCGCUCGGGCGCGCGGGCAAGGCGCUCUCGAGCUCGGCGUACACGCGCGAGGAACGCCGCGCGCACAAGCGGCAGACCAAGGCCAACAAGCGCGGCCGGUGACGGGGCGUCGCUUCAGGUAAUGACGUCAGUCGCACAUCGGUGGCAUCGAUACGCUGAUGAGGUAUGUAAAGUAGGUAUGGGGGCGAAGGGGCCGCUCGGUGCUAAUAGAUGAGCCACGUUGGGCAUUGGCUUAUGGCGAUGUCAGGUUCGUGGGCUUUUGCCCCGAGGUUCGGGUUGCACUCUAGCCGCGAGCACUUCGGAUAUAAGCGCAGUUCCUAGAGGGGGCUGGGCCUUGUAUGUUCGCCGUUCGAAUAUUGACAGCAACCUUGAAGGGGAUGCCGAAGAUGAUGUUGCUCUGAGUUCAGAUUCGCAAGAAUCUGAAUGAAAGCUGUACAGAUGUUACAAAGGAUAUGGCA